AUGUCUCCAUAUGAAGAGUCACUUUUCUAUAUGAAUAAGUAUACUUUAACAGGAAAUCUUUUGUUUAAACUAGGAUACUCUAGUAAAACCAGAAAGACGUUGAUUACGACACCUUUGAAUUACGUGGGCAUUCCACCUCAAAAUUACUUUACACAACAUUAUAUUGAAUCAACUAUACAGAAUGUCCCAGCGCAACCUUCUAACACAGCUUUCCUGACUAUACGUAUUAGUCCGCAUAACUUUAUUACAGAAGAGGAACAAGAACAAAGGCACAGUACUUUGAUAACCGCAUUAGGAACCAUAGCCGCAUACUACAGUACUAUUGUAUUCAUUUAUGUCUUUUUAUUUGGGGUUGAAUCCAUGAAACCAUGGGGUUUUAUACACACCGGAUGCUGCGGAUUCAGAAGGGAGACCAAAGUUAGCCUCAUACCAAUUUUGGAGUCUGUCACGAAAGAACAACUCGAGAAUUCUAAGAGUUCUGCAGUGACCGAAACUCCUACAGAACCCGGGAGUUCUACAGCACCUGAGAUACUCUCGGAAAGAAUUAGAGAAUUGGAAAGUUUUAGAAUAUUUAUUGAAGAUUUUGUUGUUGAUACUUCAUUAUUAGAAUCCGUUAAAAAGGAGCAAAAAAGGCGUCAACAACAACUGGAGGAACAGCCGCCACGGGAAGAAGU
This is a messenger RNA of Entrophospora candida, 674 nucleotides long. Lineage: Eukaryota; Fungi; Glomeromycota; Glomeromycetes; Entrophosporales; Entrophosporaceae. The record is from the annotation of a GenBank genome assembly.